AGCCGCCCGCCGGCCCAGCACUUCCAGCGAGCGGCGAACGAAAGGGCCUCGCGGCACAAGGCAGGCGGCUCUUCCCCCGCCCGGACGGAGCGGAGCCUUUUGUUCCCAGCCAGAAGUUUGCGUGCCGUGACAGCUGCGGGCAGGGAGGACGACGGGGCCGCGGGGCCCGCAGCGCGGCGGAGAAUAGAGGCGGCUGCUUGUCAUGCAGCCCACGGCACGGAGGCUGCGGGCGGGGGACUGGCGGCGGCGGCGGGGGAGGCGGCGCCCACAUCACUCGGGACUCAGCUGCCAGAGGGACCAACUAACUUCCUGAGCGCGGGACCAGAGGCCGGCGCGGUCCGAAACCACCUGCCCGACUGCGGUGAGGUGACCCUGGCCCUCGGGGCGCGCGGCAAGCUAGGGAGGAACGGGUGGUGUCGAGCAAGCCCCUCAGCGGCCCCUUGGCCGCCGCUGCUGCAGCCUGCCAGCUUCCUAAAGGCCCGGCGCGGGGCUCUCCACGCGCCUUGUUUUGCGGCCACGGUGUAGGUUUGGCCUGGAAGCCGCAACAAUGCCAUGAUGUUUUGGAGACAGGAAACCCCAAACUGGCCCGGAACGAAGGACUUCCUGUGUUUAAAGUUGCAGGAAUAUCCGCCGACCAGCCCAGUUCAAAUGCAAACACCCCAACUAGAGAAGACGAAGGCCUAAUUCAGACCAGCUGGACGCUCCAGAACUGGAAUAGAGGAUAAAAUGAAAGGAAUUCUUAGCUUGGGCCAUACUUGAGGACUGGAGACUUUGGCAUUGUUAUUACAGGACAAGGUAUACAUUCACUGCUUCCAACUCUGCUUUGGUGAAAAGUGAGUGGAACUAGAUACCGAACAAGACUUAUCAAUAUCAAAUGAUUUUUUUUUUUUUGUGGACUGAAUGUGAAAGAGCAGUGCUCCUUAAGUAAAAAUUUAAAAAAAAUAGAAGCCAUACAAGGAACUAUCUUACGUUUGUUGAUUAAAUUAUACCAUUUAUCUGUCUGUAACUAUGAAGCUGCUAGUCUGCAAGGAGAAAGCUGUUUGUCUUAGAGCUUCUCCCAGAAUGAUUUCAAAGUGUAACUCCCAGGUCUUUCUGGAGAGCAGAUGCAAUUGGUGGCUUGAAGAAUAAACAUGUGAAAGGAUUUAUAAUUAAUGUAGAAUGUAUUUUGAGGAAACCUGUAAAACAGCUUUUGCCAAGAGUGAAGGUUCAUCUUGACUGAAACAGUAUGGGUAAACCAUUGAGCAGACCAGACUGUUUAAGGAGGAACCCUACCUGCCUGGGGAAGGGGGAGGAUGAGGAUGGCUAUAUAGAGGAUUGCUAUGUUCCACAGCGAUCUAUAUAUGAUACAAUGAGGAUAAAUGAACAGAUAGAUCAGGGGUCAAAGCUUAAUCAGACUUCAAAAAGCACCAUGGAAAAGAUGGAAGGUAGUACCAUAUCUAGUAAUGGUACAUUAGGAGCAGCAUCGAAUGUUUUUGAAUCUAGAGCACCAGAAGGCAAAAAGCUGGAUGAGAGAAUAAUAUUUGAUGCCUUAAAACUAAGCAAUGAUGUGCAAAAGUCAGCACCUGUGCCACCCAGAAGGCGGCCAAAUGCAGAACGCAAAGACAAUGUUAACAGGAGAUCAUGGAAAUCCUUCAUGCCACCUAAUUUCCCAGAAUUUGCAGAAAGGAUGGAAGCUUCUCUUAGUGAAGUUUCAGAAGCUGGUGCUUCAAAUCCUUCCUUGCAAGAGAAGAAGGAAUCCAGUUCUGCAUUGACAGAAAGCUCUGGUCAUUUGGACCACAGGGAACCUCAGUCAGAGUCAGUAACUCUGGAACAUGUGUCCAAAUGCAUGGCUCUGCCAGAAGUGCAAGAUGUGAAAAAUGGAAGUGGAGACUGCCAGGACUUCAGAUUCCAGCAGCACAGUGAGAGCUCUCCACAUGAAUUCCAGCCUUUGGUAUCAGAAGCUGCAUCAGCAAGUGGUAACACAGAUGAAAUGCAGGAAUACAGAUACUCAAGUGCAACCUGGCCCAGGGCCAUGAAAAGUUCUGCUAAGGGAGGUUUCAGUGGGAAGCAGCACCCACUUGGAGACCCAGUCUGCACUGUGGAAAUGCCACCCCUCUCUCCUUGCCUGAGUGAAGAGCUGUUAGAUCCAGCAUUACCCAUUCUCAUAACUGCCAGCCUGAGAGAGAAAACAGAGUCUGAACUGAAGUUUGAGGAGGAUGAGCGGUGGAUCAUGAUGGAGGCUGAAGAGGAAUGGGAGGAAGAGAAACUGUCAGAGACGGGAGGAAAGACUCUUCUAAUGGCAGAUGAGAAGAACAGCCUGGCAGACAUUUUUGAAGAAAGAGAACAAGCAAACACAGUAGCAGUGGUGGAGGCUGUAACUGAUUGCUUAGCUGCUGUCUUGGGGACUUUUGACCAUGUAGCCAUUGAUCAGAUUUCUUGCUCUGAAGACUCACAGCCAGCUGGAGGUCAACUGGCUUCCUCUCCCAAGGAUAUACCCCUGGAUUGCAGUUGUGUUUUUGCAGGUGAGGGUUCAAUUGAUGAGAUGAAAACCAGAACUGUUCAGGAGCUAGAAGAUCUUGUCUUAGAAUUAGAAUGUCCUGUUGAUGCAGAGCAGCUCUCUGACACAGAUUCAGUACAGAUGUUUCUUGAACUUGAAAAGGAGUGUUUAUGUGAAGGUACUUCAGAUGAACUACAGAAUGAAGCCUCUUCUGAAGGGCUGGCCUCAUCCCAGAAUGCCGAAAAUACACUUAUAAUUAGCCAUUUUUCAGGGGCUGCCUUAGAUAAGGAACAGAACACAGACCUUUUAAAUAUAAAAGUAAAGGACCAUGAUAUUGGAUUGGAUUGCGAAUAUAUUAAUACCCUGGAUUCUUCCCAGGUACCUAAUGCUGUGGAAUUUACUGCCUAUCCUGAUAUAAGGGACAUUUGCAAGGACUGUGAAAAAGUGCCUUUUAACCUUGGGGGUGUAGGGAAAUAUAAGUCUCCAGGUGAUCUGGAAUCACUAGGCGAGUUGGACACAGUAGGAUUUCUGAACUCUGAUCAUAACACUUCUUGUGAAGAAAAAUUAUCUUUUGCUUCUGAAGUGGUCAAAGAAAAUGGCAAUUUGUCCCAAGUAGAAUGCAGUCAAAAUGAGGGGAAUGUGGAAGAGACUAUUGAGAGGUUCUCCCUUAGUUUUGCAUUUAGAUCUGAACUAAGAGAUGUUACCUCAAGACCUGAAAUAGAGGUGUUGUCAUCUGAUUCAAGUUUAUUAACAGGUGAGAUUCAUUUGAAAAGUGAGAAAGAAGCUAUUGAUAAAGAAACUAGCAAUGUGAUGUGCUUGGGAAAUGCGGACUCAUGUGUAUUGUCCACAGAAAAAGUUUGUGAUGAGGAGGACAGUGAGGCAAAAGAGCUGGAUUAUCAAGCCAAGCUCUGGGGGAGUGGAAGCUUCCCAGAGCAAAUCUUCCAGGAUCUCCAGAGAAAAUCUUUAGAGGCAGAAGUUCUGGGUUUACACCUGCUGACUAGAGAACUGAGACAUAAAAGAGAUGGAGUGGAAGCUAUGAGUGAUAAAAAGCCUGAGCUGGACCUAGCAUCAUCACAGAGAGAGGAAAGGGAAAUGCGAGAUUCAGAUUCAUGCCUGAAUGUUUUCCCAGAGGAACCGGUUACCAAAGCUAGUAAUACUGAGCCAGUUUUAGAGGAAUGGACAUCUAACCAACAGAUACGUGCCCUGACUGUUACAGAGCCCACCCUAAAAGACAUCUCAGUUAUUGCAGUGUCUGCCUCAAAGGGGCCUGCUAUCUCAGCUGCUGCUAUAGAGACCUCAGUGGAGGACAUCCCAGUUGCCUCAGUGGCCACUAUAGACACGUGUAUCCCAGCCACUGAAGUGGUCACCUUAGAAGAGGAAGUCACAGCUUUUCCAAUACUAGCCUCAGAGAGAGCUGCCCCCCUAACUAUUGCAGUGACUGCUCCUGAGGGUCCUGUUCCAGCUGCUGUAGUAUCCUCUCUAGUGAAGACUGCUCUAGCUGCUGCUGCUGCAGCCAUCACAGAGGAGGAUAUGUCAGCUGUUGCAGAGUCUUCCUUAGAGAGGACUACUUCAACGGCUACUGUACCCAUCGCAGAGGAGGAUGACACCCCAGAAGGGCUUGGCACUCUAGCUGCCUCAGGGCCCAUCCCAGAGGAUCCCGAUUCUCCAGUUGAUAAAGUUUGUGAACCAGAUCCUUCAGGGCCAGCUGCCACAGAGGAAACUGCACUGCCAGCUCUUGCAGGGCCCACCACCCCAGAGGAGCUUGUUGCCUCAAAUACUGCAGUGCCCACCACCCCAGAGAAGCCUGCUGCCCUAACUCUCGCAGGGCCUUCUACCCCAGAGAAGCCUAAUGCCUUAGCUGUUGCAGUGCCCUCCCCAGAGGAGCCUGAUACUGCGUUUACAGAGUCUGAUGCAGAGGACUCUGCAACCCCAGCUCCUUCAGAACCCACCCCAACAAAGCCUGUUAGUGUAUUCACCCCAGAAGGACCUGCUAUCCCAGCUGCUGCAGUGCCUCCUUUGGAGGAGGUUUUUACCACUGGUGAACCCUUCCAGGGAAGUACUGCCCAAACUGAUUCAGUGCCUUUCUCAGAAGAAGGAACCUCUUUUCAUGAGGAGGCUUCCCUCACUGAAAUGAGGAUCAAGGAAGACCUUGAUUCUUCAGCAUUUGGAAUAAAAGAAGUGACUGGCACAGCUCUACAUGAGAAAGUUCCUUUGGCUGCAACUGAUGGAUUAAAUUCAAAUGAGGUAAUUGUUCAUUUUGCUGCCAGAAAGGAUCUAAAGAGUAAAGUGAGAUUUACAAGAACUCUAACUUGGUGUUAA
This is a messenger RNA of Dipodomys spectabilis (banner-tailed kangaroo rat), 4795 nucleotides long. RefSeq names its product KIAA0754 ortholog. The record is from RefSeq and is a predicted model, not a curated record. The coding region runs from base 1226 to 4795 and encodes 1189 amino acids. NCBI's taxonomy places the organism in Eukaryota, Metazoa, Chordata, Mammalia, Rodentia, Heteromyidae. The transcript has a single exon.